Molecule: messenger RNA, 1353 nt
Organism: Exophiala aquamarina CBS 119918
Lineage: Eukaryota; Fungi; Ascomycota; Eurotiomycetes; Chaetothyriales; Herpotrichiellaceae
Product: guanine deaminase
Exons: 1
Coding region: 1-1353 (450 amino acids)
Biological process (GO): guanine catabolic process
Cellular component (GO): cytosol
Molecular function (GO): zinc ion binding; guanine deaminase activity
Source: RefSeq, a predicted model, not a curated record
AUGGAUCAGCCACUCGCUUUCCACGGCACAAUCGCACACUGUCUGGACGAUGGCACGACCAAGAUUCUCCCCGACAGCCUCCUGGUUGUCGGCCAAGAUGGCCGAAUAUCUCACAUCAAGCACGGCAUACCCACCUCCUCCGCUCAGGACCUUCUCUCGCAACUGAAUCUCCCAGGAUCCCCGCCCACACUCCGUUUCCUCUCAGCAACCUCAUUCCUGAUCCCAGGCUUUGUCGACACGCACAACCACGCCCCACAAUGGGCGCAACGCGGGCUGGGCGGCGGGCUCCACAUCCUCGACUGGCUGGAGCGCGUGACGUUCCCGAACGAGGCGAAAUUCGCGGACCCGGAGUACGCACGAGCCAUCUACUCCUCUUGCGUCGACGGAUUCAUCAAGCAAGGCGUGACGACCUGCUCGUACUACGGCUCGCUCCACGGGCCGGCCACGAAGAUCCUGGCCGAGAUAUGCCUUGAGAAAGGGCAGCGAGCGCUCAUCGGGAAAUGCAACAUGAACCGCAGUGCGCCGGAUUACUACCGCGACAAGGACGCGGCGGAGUCGUUGAGAGUCACUCGGGAAGUCAUUGAUCACGUACGCGGGCUUGAUCCGGCGGGGGAGCUGAUCAGACCGAUUCUGACGCCGCGCUUUGCGAUCUGCUGCGAUGAAGAGCUGCUGACGGGUCUCGGGGCCCUCGCGGCGCAGAACCCGGAGCUGCCGAUCCAGACGCAUUUCAACGAGGCACAGCAGGAAAUCGACGCUACCCUGAGCCUGUUUCCGAGCUUUCAGAAUGAGGCCGAUCUCUACGAGCAUUAUGGGCUGCUGACGGACCGCAGUAUACUCGCUCAUUGCACCAUCAUGACUGACUAUGAGAUUGAGAAGCUUCGAGAGGCGGGCAGUGGCGUGGCUCACUGUCCUGUGUCAAACACGACGGUGGGAGGUGGGUUCAUGGCCGCGCCGAUCGCAAAGUUCCUCGAAAAGGGAAUCAAUGUCGGUCUGGGUACGGACAGCGGCGGAGGAUUCUCGUCCAGCAUCCUUGACGCAAUCCGCCAGGCGAUCAUUGUCUCGAACGCCAGGCAGGUCAUGACGGGCGAGUCCGCGCUCUCCGUCUGGCAGUGCUUUUUCCUCGCUACCUUGGGUGGUGCUAAAGUCUGCAGCCUGGAUGACAAGGUUGGAAACUUCCAAGUCGGCAAAGAGUUUGAUGGUCUUGUGCUCCAAACGGAAAUCGAUGGAGUCAUGACCAUGCUCGAAAAGUCAGACACUCUUGAAAUCAUCUUUGAAAAGUUUUUGAUCACGGCGGAUGAUCGCAAUAUCGCUGAGGUCUAUGUCAAAGGCCGUCAGGUCAAAGGCUCGGUGUGA